CGUCAUCUGGGGCGCGACGCCCCCGAGGGACAGUCUGGGGUCUGACUACCGGGAAGGUGUUGCGGCGGGGCCGGCUGGGAAGAUGCCCGUGGCCGUGAUGGCAGAAGGUGCCUUUAGUUUCAAAAAGUUGCUGGAUCAGUGCGAGAACCAGGAGCUCGAGGCUCCCGGAGGAAUCGCCACGCCCCCAGUGUAUGGGCAGCUUCUGGCUCUGUACCUGCUCCACAAUGACAUGAAUAACGCAAGAUAUCUUUGGAAAAGAAUACCGCCCGCUAUAAAGUCGGCAAACUCUGAACUUGGGGCGAUCUGGUCGGUGGGACAGAGGAUCUGGCAGCGAGACUUCCCCGGGGUCUACACGACCAUCGGCGCCCACCAGUGGUCCGAGACGGUCCAGCCGAUCAUGGACGCGCUCAGAGAGGCCACGCGGCGGCGCGCCUUCGCCCUGGUCUCCCAGGCCUACACCUCGAUCAUCGCCGACGACUUCGCCGCCUUCGUGGGGCUCCCCGUGGAAGAGGCCGUGAAAGGUGUGCUGGAGCAGGGGUGGCUGGCCGACUCUGCCACGAGGAUGGUGAUGCCCAAAAAGCCAGCUGCAGGGGUGCUGGACAUGUCCUUCAACAGGUUCACCCCUUUAUCAGAGCCCGCCCCGGUGCCGCCGAUCCCCAAUGAGCAGCAGCUGGCCCGGCUCACCGACUACGUGGCUUUCCUGGAGAACUGACGCCCCUCGGCUCCGGCCGCCCGCCGCGCCCCGGACCGGCACCCGGCACCCGGCGAGGUGGACUGUGUGCGUGCAGGGCGUCGGCCGGAGCGAGCGCCUGCGCACUCUGUGCUGAGCAUGUGACGAAAUACACACGUAGUAGAAAGCGCACUAGACACGUUUCGUCCUUGAACAUUGUGCUGGAUAGUUGCCGCAGCAGCUCUCCCGCGGGGACGUCCGGCGGCAGCGCGGGUGGAGCCGUCGGGAUGACGGGGCAGCCCGUUUGUCCCGGGGACUCCGGCGACGUGCAGUGCCCGCUCGGGCCGCCACCCCGCCGCGGGCUCGCAGCUGCGGGGCCCACCUGGGGUUCGAAGAGGACUGUCCCCGGGGCAGUGCGCGAGGUGGGGCAAUCCUGCCGCACCCCCUUUGCAGAAUGUGCCCUCUCCCCUUGCCCCCCGGGGGUCAGGGUGCUGACGCCCAGGUGAGGAACAGAAGCUGUUCCCCGGGGAGCGGGCUUGUUGGCCGGAGACCCUUCGCUGUGAGUGUGAGCGUGAGCCCGAGCGUGCCCCCGUUGCUGGCAGCACCGGGCUUGUGAGCACGGGACCCUGUAAGGCGUGCAUGGGAAGAGCUGGUUGCAGCGUCUCCUCUCGGGAGUGGGGCGAGGCCUGGUGCUGGGGAGACGCUGUGGGGUGACGUGCGCUGUCCGCUGUCCCGCCCACCCCCGGUUCAAGUCCCGCUUCGGGGCGGUGCCGGGCAGGUCCCCCGUCUCUGGGUGACCGCCCUCUGCGCGUUCGAAGUUGUUCGUUGCACCUUCAGGUUGAGACACCGCUGAGUCCAUCUGUUUUGCAUUUGUUCAAUAAAUAUUUAAUUGAA
Messenger RNA from Phyllostomus hastatus (greater spear-nosed bat), 1564 nucleotides. RefSeq names its product COP9 signalosome subunit 8 (gene COPS8). Gene Ontology annotation, cellular component: COP9 signalosome. Gene Ontology annotation, biological process: protein deneddylation; COP9 signalosome assembly. The transcript is spliced from 8 exons. The record is from RefSeq and is a predicted model, not a curated record. NCBI's taxonomy places the organism in Eukaryota, Metazoa, Chordata, Mammalia, Chiroptera, Phyllostomidae. Bases 83 to 712 code for a protein of 209 amino acids.